This is a messenger RNA of Heterocephalus glaber (naked mole-rat), 3440 nucleotides long. Lineage: Eukaryota; Metazoa; Chordata; Mammalia; Rodentia; Bathyergidae. The record is from RefSeq and is a predicted model, not a curated record.
ACGGCCCAACCACGCAUGCGCCUCCCUAUCUUCGGACUAGCCCCCUACAGCUUCGGCUGCGCGCGCACCGCCCCUGCAGCAGUGCGCACGCGCGGCUGUGGCCCCGCCCCCCGCGCUCGGAGCCCGAGUCCGCGGGAAGAUGGCGGCGCCGCUCGUCCCUCUCUCCCAGCAGGCCCAGGGAUGACGCAUGACUGGCACACCUGGCCUUUCUUCUCUGGCGCUGCAGCAGCUGUGAAGUGCUCUCUUGCUCCCCGUGGGGCCUUCUCCAAGUUCAGGUCCAUGAUUCCGACUUCGAGAGGCUUGCUGCUGAGGACGUGUCUCCACAGGAUCCCCGGUGGAAAUCCGUUGUAUGAAUCUUACUAUAAGCAGGUAGACCCAGCCUACACUGGCCGAGUCGGGGCGAGCGAGGCCGCAUUGUUCCUGAAGAAGUCGGGGCUGUCGGAUGUCACCCUCGGGAAGAUUUGGGACCUGGCCGACCCGGAAGGUAAAGGGUUCUUGGACAAACAGACUUUUUAUGUCAGGGUCGUGUGCGGUGGUCCACACCUGUCAUCCCUGCUCCUCCAGAGACUGAGGCAGGAGGAUCAUGAGUCCAGCCUGGGGAACGUGGGCUUCUACGUGGCACUGAGGCUGGUGGCCUGUGCCCAGAGCGGCCACGAGGUCACGCUGAGCAACCUGAACCUGAGCAUGCCGCCACCCAAAUUCGUGAGUGCCAUCACCACACAGCAUGACACCAGCAGCCCCCUGAUGGUCACGCUGCCUUCUGCGGAGGCGCCCUGGGCAGUGCGGGUGGAGGAAAAAGCCAAAUUCGAUGGCAUUUUCGAAAGCCUGCUGCCCGUCAAGGGCUUGCUGUCUGGAGACAAGGUCAAGCCGGUCCUGAUGAACUCGAAGCUACCUCUCGAUGUCCUGGGCAGGGUCUGGGACCUCAGCGACAUUGACAAGGACGGGCACCUGGACCGAGACGAGUUCGCUGUGGCCAUGCACCUGGUGUACCGGGCCUUGGAGAAGGAGCCGGUGCCGUCCAUCCUGCCCCUGUCGCUCAUCCCGCUGUCCAAGCGCAAGAAGCCAGUGUUCCCUGGGGCUGUGCCCGUGCUGCCCGGCAGCCCCCCACCCAAGGACAGCCUGCGCUCCACACCGUCGCAUGGCAGCGUCAGCAGCCUCAACAGCACAGGCAGCCUGUCCCCCAAGCACAGCCUCAAGCAGGCGCAGCCAGCGGUGGCCUGGGUAGUGCCAGUGGCUGACAAGAUGCGCUUUGACGAGAUCUUCCUGAAGACCGACCUGGACCUGGAUGGCUACGUGAGUGGCCAGGAGGUGAAGGAGAUCUUCAUGCACUCGGGCCUCACGCAGAGCUUGCUGGCCCACAUCUGGGCCCUGGCAGACACGAGGCAGAUGGGGAAGCUGAGCAAGGACCAGUUUGCGCUUGCUAUGCACCUCAUUCAGCAGAAGGUCAGUAAGGGCGUCGACCCCCCGCAAGCGCUCUCGCCAGACAUGGUCCCGCCCUCGGAGCGAGGGACCCCAGUCCUGGACAGUGCGAGCUCCCUGGGGUCUGGCGAGUUCACUGGGGUGAAGGAGCUUGAUGACAUCAGCCAGGAGAUCGCCCAGCUGCAGAGAGAGAAGUACUCCCUGGAGCAGGACAUCAGAGAGAAGGAGGAGGCUAUCAGACAGAAGACCAGCGAGGUGCAGGAACUGCAGAACGACCUGGACCGGGAGACAAGCAGUCUGCAAGAGCUCGAGGCCCAGAAGCAGGAUGCCCAGGACCGGCUGGACGAGAUGGACCAGCAGAAGGCCAAGCUCCGGGACAUGCUGAGUGAUGUCCGGCAGAAGUGCCAGGACGAGACGCAGAUGAUCUCCUCGCUGAAGACCCAGAUCCAGUCGCAGGAGUCCGACCUGAAGUCACAGGAGGAUGACCUGAAUCGUGCCAAAUCGGAGCUGAGCCGGCUGCAGCAGGAGGAGACGCAGCUGGAGCAGAGCAUCCAGGCGGGGCGCGCACAGCUGGAGACCAUCCUCAAGUCCCUCCAGUCCACGGAGGAUGAGAUCAGCCAGGUGCCUGCACGCAGAGGACGUCGUCACACAGAUGGUGCUCUGCGCCCUCUGGGCUCUGCAGACGCGGAGCAAAUUGUCCCAGCUGCACGAGAGCCGGUUGGACGCGCGGCGCAGCCUGGAGCAGUACGAGAAGGCGCUGGACGGCGCGGGCCUGGCCGACUUGGCGGCCCUCAGCGAAGGUGUCGCCCUGGCCGAGAGGGGUGGCUUCGGAGCCAUGCAACAACACCCAGGACCUGCACCCGGACCCCUUCCAGGCUGAGGACCCUUUCAAGUCCGACCCCUUCAAAGGCGCUGACCCCUUCAAAGGUGACCCGUUCCAGAGCGACCCCUUCGCAGAGCAGCCGGCAGCAGCCCCAGAUCCCUUCGGAGGGGACCCUUUCAAAGAAAGCGACCCAUUCCGUGGCUCUGCCCCUGACGACUUCUUCAAAAAGCAGACAAAGAGUGACCCGUUUACCUCCGACCCCUUCACCAAGACCUCAUCCCUCCCUUCAAAGCUCGACCCCUUCGAGUCCAGCGACCCCUUCUCCUCCAGCGUCUCCUCGAGAGGAUCAGACCCCUUCGGAACCCUGGACCCCUUCGGGAGCUGGGCCUUCAGCAGUGCCGAGGGCUUCGCUGACUUCAGCCAGAUGUCCAAGGGAGCGCAGGCGCGCAGGCCCCGCCCAUGAGGCUCGUUCGCGCUCGGGACCUGCACGCCGACCCGAUCCUCCAGCCCUGCCGCCAGCUGCAUCUCACUGCGGGCGUGGGCACGGUCACCGGCUGGGCCGGAGACGUCGGCCGGUUCUGCUCUCCAGGGAGGUAGCCGGACCCUCAGGUGUAGGCCUGGGGAUGGGGUGACUGGUGGCUGUGGCUUGGUCCCCCCUUCCCACCCUGCCCCGGGGCCUCGGCUGUGGUUGGCACCCGGCUUUCGGAGAAGCGAGUGAGCUCUCGUUCUCCCACGGCCCACCCGCAGUGCGGCUGAGUAGCCUGCCCGGCUGUGCCCGGCUCUGAUGUCCUCAGCCACAGCAUGGCACCAGCUGAGGAAGGGUCCCCUUGCUGCUCCACCCUGGGAGCCGGUGGGGCCAAGCUGGGACAGGGACAAGAGCCUCCUGGGGGUGCCACAGGAGGACUGGACUCUGGAGGUCCAAGCGGGCUGAGGCGGCCCGGUGGGGGCGGAGACCCGCCCUGCCCGCCUCCUGCAGAAGCCUCCCCUGCCCCAGGCCUCCUGCCUGCUGGCUGCUCUCUGCCUGUUGUCCCCACGGGGCUCGCUGGUAACAGAGCUGCCCGCCUGCUUGUUGCCCCGGGCUCAGCCGGCGCAGAGCUGGGGCGGCUGGCGUCCCUCGGCCCUGGCCAGGACACUGCUGCCGCGCUGACUUUCAAGAACAACACGGGGUAUAAAUAAACGGAGGAAAUGAAAGUGCGCC